Molecule: messenger RNA, 864 nt
Organism: Pipistrellus nathusii (Nathusius's pipistrelle)
Lineage: Eukaryota; Metazoa; Chordata; Mammalia; Chiroptera; Vespertilionidae
Source: the annotation of a GenBank genome assembly
AUGUCCGACGCGGAAGAGGUGGAGGAGUACGAGGGGGAGCAGGAAGAAGCAGCUGUGGGAGAGCAGGAGGAGGCCGCCGAGGAGGAGGCCGCGGAGGAGGAGGCCGUGGAGGAGGCCGCGGCGGGGGAGGAGGCCGAGGACGACAGACAAGAGGAGGAGGUGAAAGAGGCUGAAGAUGGCCCCGUCGGGGAGUCCAAGCCCAAGCCCAGGCCCUUCAUGCCCAACCUGGUGCCCCCCAAGAUCCCCGACGGAGAGAGGGUGGACUUUGACGACAUCCACCGGAAGCGCAUCGAGAAGGACCUGAACGAGCUGCAGACGCUGAUCGAGGCCCACUUCGAGAACCGGAAGAAGGAGGAGGAGGAGCUCAUCUCGCUCAAGGACAGGAUCGAGAAGCGGAGGGCGGAGCGCGCGGAGCAACAGCGCAUCCGGAGCGAGCGGGAGAAGGAGCGGCAGAACCGCCUGGCGGAGGAGCGGGCCCGGCGGGAGGAGGAGGAGAGCCGCCGGCGCGCGGAGGACGACGCCCGCAAGAAGAAGGCGCUGUCCAACAUGAUGCACUUUGGCGGCUACAUCCAGAAGACGGAGAAGCGGAGCGGGAAGCGGCAGACGGAGCGGGAGAAGAAGAAGAAGAUUCUGGCCGAGAGGAGGAAGGUGCUGGCCAUCGACCACCUGAACGAGGACCAGCUGAGGGAGAAGGCCAAGGAGCUGUGGCAAUGCAUCUACAACCUGGAGGCUGAGAAGUUCGACCUGCAGGAAAAGUUCAAGCAGCAGAAGUACGAGAUCAACGUGCUCCGGAACCGAAUCAAUGACAACCAGAAAGUCUCCAAGACCCGAGGGAAGGCCAAGGUCACCGGACGCUGGAAGUGA